AUGUCUACAAACUCACCACCACAGCCACCGCCCCGCUCCCUCUCAGCCGGCGACCACCCCCACCAGCAGAGUCACCACAACGGUAACGUCCAGGCUCUUCACUCUCACUCCCACUCCCACUUCCCUUCCCGCCCUUCCCCUCUUGGACCCGCGUCCAUCACCUCUGCACCCACUCCUACUGCCCGCCGCCCCAGCAACUCGUCGUCUACCGACAUGUCUGCCGUCGGCUCUGCUCUUGGAAAUGUUUCUCGCCGGGGAAAGACGCUGGGGCGCGCCCAGCAACUUCGUGCCAAUGCCGAUGGUGUCGUCAAGCGCCGCUCUGGAGGUGUUCUUGGUCGAGGAUUCAUUCUCAAGACUGACCACUACCCGACCGGUCGCGCUCUCGACCUCGACCUCAAUGUCCAGGGUGCUCCCAACUUCCGUGCUCCUGACGAGGAAGGUCUGAACGUCUACGGCGUCGCACAGCCAACCGUUCCAGGCCUCAAGUCGAUCCUGACCAUCCUCGCUUGCCAGCCUCACAAGCCCGAGCCUGCCGGAGAUAACGCCCUGGUCAUGCGUCGCCGCCCGUCCACGACGCCGCUGGAGUCGAGCCAGUGUAUCUGGUUCAGUACCCGUGAGGAGACCCUUGUCUACAUCGCCUCCCGUCCAUAUGUGCUGCGCGACGCUUCUGCUCCCCUUCAAACCCUCCACCUCUCAGACCGUGCCUCCAACUUGGAGGAUAUCGAGCGCCGUCUCAAGCUCGAUAUCCUCGAGGAGGCUAGCCGCUACGGAGGCCUGAUCCUUUGCCACGACGAGGUGCAGGGCGGUGAAAUCGUCCCUACGUGGGUGUCCGUCGAUGAGAGCAUCAUUCGUACCCCGAAGGAGGUCUAUGAUGAGCUCCGCAAGGAAGGUUGGAGGGUCGACUAUAACCGUAUCCCUGUUGGACCGGACAGGCCUAUCGAGGACAACUACCUCGAUGCUUACGUCUCGGGGCUCAAGGACACUGACCCGCUCACCACCUCGCUCGUGUUCAACUGUGGCAUGGGUGUUGUCCGAACCACCUUUGCCAUGGUUGCCGCUCUGCUGGUUCGCAGGGCACAGUACCUGGAGCGUGGCCUUGAGGACCCGUUCCCGGCAGCUGGUUCGGGCUUUGCCACUCCUAUCCCCGGAGCUUCCGCUGCUCCCGCGUCGCAGGCUGUCCAGUUCCUUCAGCAGGCGACUCAGCAGCAGACCUUGAACAAGAGUUUGUUGAAGGUCACGAGCAUGCUCGACAAGAGUCUUCCUUCGCGUCGCUCCACCGCGGCCAUCGACCUCCUCUCGUCCCACCCCAACCUCCUCGAGUCUUUGCGCCGUGCGCACAUGGGUAACUACCAGAUCGUCCUCUCGCUUCUGUCCAGCCUCGACCACGGCCGCGAGAUCAAGGCCCUCGUCGACCAGAUCAUUGACGACUGUGACGCUGUCGUCAACCUCCGCGAAAACGUCAUCGAGAACCGAAUCAAGUACAGCGUUGCGUCGCGCGAUGACAAGCAGAGCCAGGGGUACCUCGACCGUGCCGUCCGCUCUCUUGAGCAGUACUUUGACUUGAUCGUCUUCGCUGCCUACGUAGAGCACCCCCAGGGCAUGAGCUCGGGAGCCAAGUUCUCUUCGUGGCUCAAGGCCCGUCCCGAGAUUUGGAACCAAAUCAAGAUCCUCCGUCGCCGAUGGGGCGACCGCUUGUUCGCUUUUGCUCCUGCCAAUGACCUCAGUGUCAUUUCCAGGUCGCUUGACCUCGGUGACCGCCGUGACCUCCGCAAGGGCCAGUCUGAUCUCGAGGGAGGCAAGGUUCUCGGUGACGAGUGGGCUGAGCAUGUCGUCAAGAACCGCAGUGGCAUUAUGCUCCGUGCAUCAACUCUUCUCAAGCGCGACCUGUGGGUGGCCGACUCGGCAGCCUCGACCGACGGCGUCCGCGGCGCCAUCGGUUUCCGCCAGGUCUUCAACACUUCUAUCUACGCCACUGGUCAGCCGACGCAGGAGGCUAUCACGGCCAUCUUGGACAUUGUCAAGGAGCGCUCGCCUGCGGUUACCAAGGUGGUCUGGGUCUGCCUGCGUGAGGAGCCGCUGGUCAUGAUCAACGGUGCCCCCUACUGUCUUCGUCGUGACACCACGGCCCUGCGUAACAUGCGCGACUACUCCGGUGUCUCGUCUGCCCGUCUUGAGGUUCUCGAGGAACGCCUCAAGAGCGACGUUGUCAACGAGCUGGUUGCCUUCCAAGGCAGUGUUCUCCUUCACACCGAAGCUGCCGAUGGCCAGGUUGUGCCCCUCUGGGAGAAGGUCAACAAGCACGACGUCGAGUCGAUUCGCGACGUCAUGGACGAUGUUGCCGCCCAUGCCACCGAGGUGGACCUGCAGUUCCAGCGUGUCCCCAUCACCUCGGAGUCUUCGCCUGACUUCCACGAUAUCACUCAGCUUUUGGACCUUUGCAUGUCCAUCGACUUGGACAAGACCGCCAUCAUCCUCAACGACCAGCUUGGUCGCGGACGUAGCUCCAACACUGCCGUCAUUGUUCUCCUCAUCCAGCGCUGGCUCAAGCAGAACCGGGCUGGUCGCACCGGAAACGCCCAUCCUCCGACUACGCCGCGUCGUCGCGACAUGUCUCGCCGUCGUCUUCCUGGCUUGGGCCAGUCCAAGAUCAGCUGGCAGAUUAUUAACAGCGCACUGCGUGUCAUUCGUAACGGUCUCGAGGUCAAGCGUGUUGUCGACGAGGCUAUUGACAGCACAUCGGCUGCCUUCAACCUCCGUGACGCUAUUGAGGACUUCCGUGACCAAGCGCAGGAGGCCAAGACUCCCGAAGAGAGGCAGAGCGCAAUUGAGAAGGGCAUGCACCACCUCAUGCGCUACUUCCACCUUUUGGUCUUCCAGGCAUACCUGGACGACACUGUUCCUGACGACGAGACGGCCUUCUCGUUUGAGUCGUUUGUCAAGCACCGCCCCGUGUUCAAGACUCUCGAACAGGAGCUCCGCUCUGGCGGCGUUUCGAGCUUGAUGCCCAUUGAGCGCGCGGACCCGGCCACCGGCAUGGCGCUCGAAGACGAAGAGGCCCAGGUUGUCGCCAGCCGUACUGGAGCUAUUCUCUCAGCCCAGACGAUUCUCAAGUCGGACUACUUUGUUGGUCUGCAGAAGCAGAGUCUGCCAGAACGCGUCGACGGUGCUGCCAACUACCGCCAAGCUCCUCUUGUGCUCGAGAAUAUCCCCCUGGACAGCCACGAUCAGGAUGCCAAGGAGAGCUGGGUGUACGGUACUGGUAUGCCGAGCGCCGAGGGUUUGCGUAACGCCCUCACCAAGAUGGGCUGCGCGCCUGGUGGCGACAGGAAGGUCCUUUGGACUUCGCUCCGCGAGGAACCCGUGCUCUACGUCAACUCGCGCCCGCACGUCCUGCGACUUAUUGACAGGCCUAUUGUCAACAUUGAAACUACCGGUGUGACUGCGGCUGUUGUCGAGCGCAUGGAGUCGCAGCUCAAGGAGGAAGUUCUCAAGGAGAUCCGCCUCAUGGGCGGUAAGAUGCUCCUCCACGACGAGGUGGAGACCAAGCCCGGCGUCUAUGACAUUAUCCCUAUUUGGGAGGAGGUGUCCGAAAACGACGUCAUGACCCCCAAGGAGCUGUACCAGCAGGUCAUGCGCGAGGACUACCACGUCGACUACUUCCGCGUCGCUAUUACCGAUGAACAGGCCCCUCUGCCGGCCACGAUGCAGACUCUCGUCCAGCGUGUGGUCAAGGGUUUGAAGGAAGGCACAGACUUUGUCUUCAACUGCCAGAUGGGCCGUGGCCGUACCACGACCGGCAUGAGUGUCGCCUCCUUGAUCGCCACUAUUGUCAAGGGCGACAUGACCAAGGAGGGCAUCGCGGACGAGGAGGAUGACGGCAUUGAGGAUGAUGGAGACGUGCAAGACUCGUCGCAGUUCCUCAAUGGCGAAUACAAGACCAUUCUCCAGCUCGUCACGGUCCUCAGCCACGGCAAGCAGGCGAAGCGUCUCACCGACAAGAUUAUGAACCAGAUGGAGGGUGUGCAAAACUUGCGCAAGGCCGUUUACGACUUCAAACUCAAGGCCGAAGCCGCGGAGCCUGGAUCGCAAAAGCACAAGACGCUCAUGCACCAAGGUGUCAACUAUCUCUACAGAUAUGGUAUGGUGAUUGUGCUUGCCAACUUCCUCCUCGAGACCAAGGAGCAGGGCACGCCGAUCGACGAGGCCGACUUCACUCGCUGGAUUUUCCAGCACCGCGAGAUCCGCAAUGUGCUGAGCCGCAAGACUUUGGACUGA
Molecule: messenger RNA, 4275 nt
Organism: Apiotrichum porosum
Lineage: Eukaryota; Fungi; Basidiomycota; Tremellomycetes; Trichosporonales; Trichosporonaceae
Exons: 24
Coding region: 1-4275 (1424 amino acids)
Source: RefSeq, a predicted model, not a curated record